UUUAAUGGGUAAUAUUGCUGACUGAGGAGAAUUUGAGGUAGGAUGAAACAUUUCUGUGCAGGGAUUGGGGAGGAAGCACUCAUUUAGAAACAUAGCAAUGACUUAGGUUUUUCCAAUCAAGCCUAGAGCCAAAUUUGGCUUUGGAAGCAUGUGGUGCUCAGUGGCUAUGCCACAGGGAAGUCCCCUGAAAAGGGUCCAUCAGCUUUUGCUCAGUACAGGGAGAACAUUAGCAAGGAGGCAAAGUCUGUUAUCCAUGACAUCAGCCGUCCCUUCGUGGACAUUCUAUUGUCUCCUAGAGAGACCUUGGAAUCCCUGUGAUGUCACCAGUAUCGUUGUGACAACCAAUUCCCUACUUUUUCUCUUAGUGUCCAAAGGAUAUAUCCACAGGCAUGUUUGCCCGUCUUCUCAGGCGCUUUGGGAGAGUUGAUGUUGAUAGAGAAGAGUCUAGAGUGAAGCAAACGAAACCUAAAGCAGCCUGCAGACAGACGUCAUCCCCUGAAAAUGUCCUAAACAAGGUGCAGGCCAACGAGGAAGAGGAGAGGCUGAAUAGAGAACUGGAGCUAACUACCAAGGAGAGAAAUGAGCUGACAGAUCGCCUCCUUUAUGUGACAGGUGGAUCCAUGAGCAAGAGGUAUGCAUUGCUCCAAACAAACGAACUUGUUCUAAACCUCAUCUCCCAUAGAGAGGAGAUUCAGAACCUGACCCUUACUGAGGAGUGAGAUUGAAAAUGGACUCUCUGAUUCUGCCUGUUGAAAAUCUGAACUUGCAAUCUGAGUGAAGAUUUCAGGGAUAAAGUCACUGGAGCAUGAGUUCCCAGUGUACAAUUGGAAAGCCCUUGACAGGUGGUAGUUUUGCAAGGUUCUAGGUGCUGUGAGUUUGUGGAGAGUGUUUGUACUUGCUAGGAAGGUGACUGAACGCUAUCAUCUCCUGGCAGCAGCCUUAGGUGACAGGACCCACAGUGUUCAUAUCAAUGCUUAAGUAGAAGGCCUGAGGCUCUGGCCUGCUCCUUCUUGUCUCUGUGCCUUACACUCUGAGACAGUAAUGGUGCAUGCAUUUCUACUGAUUCUCAUUGUGCUCUUUCCAUAUUUGUCUCUCUUUCUCAUUCUCUGAGUCUGUUUACUUUUCUUUUCUUUUUCUUUUUUUUUUUUUUUGGUUCUUUUUUUCGGAGCUGGAGAACUUACUUUUUUUUUCUUGUGGGUGUGCCCCAGUUUGUGUGUCUGUGUGUGCACAGGUCUGCAUGCAUAUGCACAACCUUUAUAUGUUUCUCUAUCCCUCCACCUUUGGAAUUUAGGGGUCUGUUUUUUGACCUCAGGAUUUACCUUUAUAAUAGUUUCAUGGAGGUGUAAGUGCUUUAUUUUGGAAGCCCCACUUUCAACAGCACAGUUCUUUGCCUGUGUAGUCACAUUUGUCUAUACAUUUGUAUGCCUUGGGCAGAUUAUAAGUUUGUGGCAAUAUCUGGUCUCAUCUCCAGAAUUAUGUGUACUGUCUGCCUCUAGAAUAUUAGUUAUUCGGCUUGUAGCAUUCCACUUGUCAAAACAGGAAAAAUGAAAUCAGAGGUUUCUGGGUGUGUGUGUGUGUGUGUGUGUGUGUGUGUGUGUGUGUGUGUGUGUGUUUGGGUAAGCUCUGUGGCCUAGGCUCUUGACAGCAUAACAGGUUUGAAUGCAGAUCCAGCCCUCCUGAUUGAAAAAUGUGAGCCAGGGGACCCUUUAUCUGGGUGCUUAGCUUCUGUUGUCCUGGGCACACAAUUCCAAGUUUCUGAAGCUGAAGAAGAUCCAAAUAUGUAGAAUUCAGAAAGUGUCCUUCCAGGGCUGGGGUAGUACAGGACACAGCCUGAGUUCCUCUAAUCCUAAACCUCGAUGUUCAUUGGGUUCUAUCUUCCUGGGGCCAGCCCCUACUUCAGGCCAAAUCCAUUUUAUGAAAACUUGAAGAUAAAGGAGAAAGAGGUCAUGUCAUUACUGCACAACUUAGACACAAAGAACAUUGAACAUCGUGAGAAAUUUCAGGAGCUCAAGAAGGAGAUUAACUUCUAUCGCAACCUGCACAGCCGGCUCCUGAUGGAACAGGCAUGUAUGAAGAAGAAGUUGGUCACAUUGAAGCAGGAGAGCAAGGAGUUACAGCGAUAUUUGUUUGAGUUGAACCCGAAUGCUGAAGACGAACAGGAGAAGACCAGCAACCUCCAGACCCAGCAAAAUGUGGUAGGAAAAAGCAGCUGAGUCAGAUUAACAAUGUCUGAUACCAUUUGCCUAUUGGAUACAUCUUUGCUUCCCCUAUCAUCUUUCUAAUCUCCCCACACCCAAUCAGUCACCCACCUCAUGUGAUAGAGUUAUUCAUGGCUCUGUCUAUGCACAAGUAUUCUGGGAUGUUAACCACUCUCCAGAAACUGAAUUAUUGGCAAUUAUACUUCUCUGCCCUUUUUGAAACUGCAGUCCAGAAAUGGUGACAGAGGAAUAACAUAUCACAUGACUGCAUCUCCCUGUCAUAGAUUGGAUGCUAUGAAGAGUUUUGAACGAGUUCUUGGUCGUGUGACAAAGGUCAUACAGGGGUCAUGUGAUGGUUGGAAGCACCUUGUAGGGAUAAGAACCAAGUGCAAAUGGCAAAUGAGUCCUGGUCAUUGGCUUUGAUCUCAGUAUCAUGUGGCCUUCUCCUUUCUUCCUGCAACCCAGUUAGGUCUCUUCUCCUUUCCCCGUUCUUGGUUUUCACUGGUAGAAGUUUGAGGAGCAGCUUGUUCUCCCACAGUACUGUGAGGGUUGUUGGUGACUUUCCCCAGGCUGCAGAGAUAUCAGCAAUGAUUUCAGUGAAAAGAUCAGUGCUGUCUCUGCAAUGCAGCUGAAGGGACAGAAGGCAGCAACUUGACAGCUGGUAUGCGUGUCCCCACCAAAUCAGUGUCUUAAUAGCUGCCUUCUCCUCCCAGGUCUCAGGAACUGCAGGAGACAUGGAAUAGGACAGAUCCCAGGAAGACAGCCCCCUGAAGAGUGAGUUUCUCUGUCAGGAGUUCCCUGCUGACGACAAUCCUCAACAGUCAAAGACUUUUUUGGGGAGAAUAUUCUUCUUCUCAGUUAAUUUCCUCAUUGUAUAGAGACCCUAAAUUUAUGUAUCCGUAUGCCAGCCUGUCUCAUUGAGGUCUUUCUCCUCUCUCAUACCGACAACACCAUUUGAGAGACAUCUGAGGGGACUGCCUUGAAAUCUCGUGUCCUAGAGGAGAAACAGCACUACAACUGUGUUUCUAAAUGUUCAUUAAGAAAAUGCUGUUAAGAAAUAUUUUUGGUUAUGAUUUUCAUUGAAGUUUUCUUUUUGUUAUAUCAUAGUUAUAUAUUCUUGUUACUGUUUUUCAUUUUUUAUACCAUUUUAGUUGUUCAUUUUAUGCCUGU
This is a messenger RNA of Rattus norvegicus (Norway rat), 3368 nucleotides long. NCBI's taxonomy places the organism in Eukaryota, Metazoa, Chordata, Mammalia, Rodentia, Muridae. The record is from RefSeq and is a predicted model, not a curated record.